Fusarium redolens is the source of this 1470-nucleotide messenger RNA. RefSeq lists its product as uncharacterized. Gene Ontology annotation, molecular function: zinc ion binding; DNA-binding transcription factor activity, RNA polymerase II-specific. The record is from RefSeq and is a predicted model, not a curated record. The transcript has 4 exons. Gene Ontology annotation, biological process: regulation of DNA-templated transcription. The coding region runs from base 1 to 1470 and encodes 489 amino acids. NCBI's taxonomy places the organism in Eukaryota, Fungi, Ascomycota, Sordariomycetes, Hypocreales, Nectriaceae.
AUGAAGGUACGAAACAGGAAAAUCUGUCAGACGUGUAGGUCACGCAAAUUAGGGUGCGACGGACGGAAACCAGCUUGCUCGCAAUGUACUCAUACUGGGCGCGAAUGCUGUUACCCUUCGGAUUUCUCAUUCAUUCUCGAAACUAAGGCUAAGAGCUCAAAAGCUUCUGCUAAGGAGCCUGGAAAAAAAGCGGUUACCACCAGUGGUAUAAGCGCCAACCAACGGCCACAACCGAAACCACCUCUUGUGAUCGACAUGAUCCCUAGCACACCGAAUAAUUCCGUCCAAGGCAUGGUUCUGCUUAUCAUGCAAAGUUUCAUGCCAGAAGGUGAGUUAUCUGCCAUUUGUCAACAUAAACCAACCGAGUCCCGUAUUUGUGGUAAUUGGGUUGAAGUCCUUCCCAUCGUAAGUAAUGGUGGGCAGGGACAGGCUCUUUUAUCAGCAAUAAGCUGCCUUGCAGCAUCUAUAUCUGAUUUGCGGCAAAGCUCACACUCAACACGCGCUGAAUUGCUGGAUAAAUAUGGUUCAGCUAUGCGUUCGUUGAAGGGAGAACUUGAACGGCCGCAGAUAGACAUAUCGUCACGAGACGAAGUCGCCGUGGCCAUCAUGUGCCUCACGUUGACAGAGACGAUAUUACCGACUUCAAGAAACGGUUGGUGGCGCCAUGUGGAUGGCGUUGGUGAGUGGAUGAGGCUCUGGCCUGCCAGGUCAUUCAGUCUCGGAAUCCGUCAUAAGCUUUUCACUGGGUUUAGACCCCUAUUGGCAACUUUUUCAUCUCGCAAGGCUUCUUUUCUUUCCAGUGAAGACUGGAAAACAGACCCAUUUGAGACCCAACCCCCAUCCUUCAUGCAACGUCUGUUCAGUGAGGUCUCUGGUAUACCCACGAUUCUCGAACUUAUCGACACCCUUGAGCAUAGCCCUCCCCGUGUAGCUACCAUAAUUGCUACAGAGGCAAUUUCCCUACUGAUAAAUACCCAUAAUCAUCUUCAAGGCUGGGGCGACCCUUUAGGUGCAGAGCCAUCUACUGGCUUGUUUUGCUGGCGAAUUCCAUCAGAACGUUCAUCGGCCUGGGCGGGUUGUAAUAUAUGGUUUCCCAGUGUAUCUGUCGCCAACGUGGUCAUGCAUCUAUGGGCGUUCAAAGCAGUUUGCUUGACUGAGAUCCGAAAUCUGCGGACCAGAUUCCCCCAUGUAUCUUGCGACUGGCCAGUCCAAUCAGACUGCAAACUAGGAGAUCAUUUCCAGAAAACUUUAAGGGAGCUGUGUGUCAGAAUUGUUCAAGGGACAGAUUUCUUGCUCCAGGAUUGCAUGGCGCUGUUUGGACCAUUGUCAAUCAUGUUUCCGCUUACGACGGCUUGCGAGGUAUUCAGAAUGGAUGGUGAGCCUAGCGCAGCCUUAUGGAAAUUAACUGGUGAUAUACUCCAGCGAAGCUUGCUAUCAAAGGUUCAAUUUGGAGCACAUAGCUUUCACUAG